Messenger RNA from Acanthochromis polyacanthus (spiny chromis), 6861 nucleotides. RefSeq names its product glutamate decarboxylase 2 (gene gad2). Gene Ontology annotation, cellular component: cytoplasm. The transcript is spliced from 16 exons. Gene Ontology annotation, molecular function: pyridoxal phosphate binding; glutamate decarboxylase activity. NCBI's taxonomy places the organism in Eukaryota, Metazoa, Chordata, Actinopteri, Pomacentridae. Bases 833 to 2590 code for a protein of 585 amino acids. Gene Ontology annotation, biological process: GABA shunt. The record is from RefSeq and is a predicted model, not a curated record.
AACGCGCUCCGGCGCAGAGCGCAGAGAGGAGGGACCCAUGCGCACUUUGUGGAUUUGAACCGACUCCUCUCGCCUCCCCGCUGUUUUCCUGCACCGGAGGCGGGCAAUUAGAGCAGUCUGCCGCCAAGAAAUGGGUCCGACGAAUUAGUUUGGGCGCUCGCUGCCUGCUAUGGAGGCUAAGCUGGGCGCGCAGAGGGCACAGAAAUGUUGGGGGUCUGUGGAGUCACGACGCACGACGCAAACGCAGCUCGUCAUGACCUGAAGUGAAUCACGAUGGGAUUUCUUUGGUGACGUGAAAUUUAGGUUGGAUGCAAUUAGGCAUGGCUUGGGUGCUGCAUAUUUACCAGCAGCUGUGAGCGCCGUAGCUGCUUUUUUAAAUACCACUUCCCAUCGCCUCGUCUUGUUUCUUUUUUUUUAAUUUCCUGUUUUUGAUUUAAUUAGAAAUGUAGCUUUCCGUUAAGGGCAGACAUUUCCCUGCAUCCUCAACUUGCUCCAGCUGAUUUUUUUUCUCCUCUCUCUUCUCGUGGCUCUGGUGGAGUCAAGUGUUUGCGGAUUUCUCUGCUCUCUUUUCCGUGCUUCGUGCACCUGUGGACGCCCGCACGACGCACAAGGAGGACGCUUCUUUUUGUAAUUCGUGUGCGCAUUUCUUCGUUCCCCGCCUCGCUCGCUUUAUUUUUUAGGGUGCUUCUUUCCUCCCUUGUGGCGUAAAGGCGGAUGCACGGCUGGAUUUGCAGCAGUCGGGUCACAUUCAGCACCACAUCACCUCGGAACAGCUCCCGGUCGUCGCGUGUGGAUGGGCUCUGCCGGUCUCCGUGUCUAACUACCGGCAACAAUGGCUUCACACGGUUUCUGGUCCCUCGGCGGAGAUAAUGCGGGGGCCAACACCGGCAAUCAGAGCCCCAGUACGCCCAGGGCUUGGUGCCAAGCGGCGGCCCAGAAAUUAUCCGGAGGAAUCGGAUCGAAAUUAUGUGCGCUGCUCAAUGUCGGGGAAGUGGAGAAACCCGCCGACCCGGACGCCAAGCAGCCGCAGCCGCAGACCGCUGCUGGAACCUGCGGCUGCAACAAAUCCUGCAACUGCACCAAAGCUCCUUUGGUCUUCUCCGACCUCUAUUCAACAGACCUGCUACCUGCCAUGGAUGGCGACACCAAAACCAUGACCUUCCUGCAAGAAGUUGUGGAUAUUUUACUGGCCUACAUAGUGGAGUCUUUCGACCGGGAAACGAAAGUGAUCGAUUUUCAUUAUCCAAACGAGCUGCUCCAGAUGAACAACUGGGAGCUGCAGGACGAACCGGCCAGUCUGGAUGAUAUCUUGAUCAGCUGCCGUGCAACGCUCAAAUACGCCAUCAAAACAGCCCACCCCAGGUACUUCAAUCAGCUCUCCACAGGAUUAGACAUGGUCGGGCUGGCAGCCGAUUGGCUAACAUCCACCGCCAACACCAACAUGUUCACCUAUGAGGUGGCUCCUGUCUUUGUGCUGCUGGAAUACGUCAGUCUGAAGAAGAUGAGGGAGAUCAUUGGCUGGCCGGACGGGCGAGGAGAUGGCAUUUUCUCUCCCGGUGGUGCUAUUUCUAAUAUGUAUGCCAUGCUGCUGGCCCGCUUCAAGAUGUUCCCUGAGGUGAAAGAAAAAGGGAUGUCGUCUGUCCCCAGACUGGUGGCCUUCACAUCCGAACAUAGCCAUUUUUCAAUCAAAAAAGGUGCAGCAGCUCUGGGCAUCGGGACUGAAAGUGUGAUCUGCAUCAAAGCAGAUGAAAGUGGGAAAAUGAUCCCGGCUGACCUUGAGAGGAGAAUACUGGAGGCCAAACAGAAGGGUUUCGUACCUUUCUUCGUGAGCGCGACCGCCGGGACGACAGUCUACGGAGCCUUCGACCCGCUCAUCGCCAUUUCUGACAUCUGCAAAAAGUACAACAUCUGGAUGCACGUGGACGGAGCCUGGGGAGGAAGUCUGCUGAUGUCCAGGAGACACAGGUGGAAGCUGGACGGCGUCGAGAGGGCCAAUUCUGUCACAUGGAACCCGCACAAAAUGAUGUCCGUCCCUCUGCAGUGUUCCGCCCUGCUGGUCAGAGAGGAGGGGCUGAUGCAGAACUGCAACCAGAUGCACGCCUGCUACCUGUUCCAGCAGGACAAACACUACGACCUCUCUUACGACACCGGAGACAAGGCGCUGCAGUGUGGACGCCACGUGGACAUCUUCAAGCUGUGGCUCAUGUGGAGAGCUAAGGGCACCAUUGGGUUCGAGGCUCAGAUUGACAAGUGUUUGGAGCUGUCGGAGUACCUCUACAACAAGAUCAAAGACAGAGAAGGAUACGAGAUGGUCUUUGAUGGAAAACCUCAACACACCAACGUCUGCUUCUGGUACCUCCCCCCUGGGAUCCGCUACAUGGAGGACAAAGAGGAGAAAAAGAAACACUUGCACAAGGUGGCCCCGGUGAUCAAGGCCAGGAUGAUGGAAUACGGGACCACCAUGGUCAGCUACCAGCCACAAGGGGACAAGGUCAACUUCUUCCGCAUGGUGAUCUCAAAUCCUGCUGCUACCUUCCAGGACAUCGACUUUCUUAUCGAGGAGAUUGAACGACUCGGUCAAGAUCUAUAAGACUCCUCGAACCGAACCCUCCUGUACUUUUCCCCCCCUUGACGGAUGAAUUGUUUGUCGUGAAUGUACUGGUAAACUUUUUUCUUUUCUCUCUCUUUCCUUCCAAAGUCACAUAUUUAAGAGUAUAUUUGAGAAAAAGAUCAACAGAUAUAUCCAUAUAUUAUGUAUUGUAGCUUUGCCGUGGACUGACUGGGUCCAAAGCUAUGUAAAAGUGCUUCUGUCUGCCUUUCCUAUAGUGUAGUAUAUCUCAGAGUAGUGUAAGUGAUGUAACUUUGUAUGUACUUUUUGUGAUAUGAAAUGCUUGUGCAAUAAGUCGGUGAGGAAGAGUUUAUUUUUGAAUCAUUUCUCAUUUGCCGAGUAUGUUGUUAAGUGCCAAAUGUGGUUGUGUUCUACUGUAACAUUUUAAACUUCUGGUUUGAAAACAAAAAUAGCACUUCACCUUACCUCAGCUUAAUCAACUGCCUUUACAUCUGCACAUAGUUCUUCAAAGCAGUGAUUUUGGACUAAAAUUCUCCUCACCGGUGCAGUACCAGCACAUGUUAAUGAACCAUCAUGGAUUUGGAAACACGAAAAGAAGGCGAGGGACAGAUUUCACCACCGCAAAGUCAAUUUUAAGCAUUUAAAGUCAUGCAAGUUCAUUGUGCAUCGCCUUGGCCUUUGAUGGUUUAAUCUGCAGCCUGUUUAUUAAGACUUUUUACUCUGUGUCCCUCUUCCUAGUGUAUUUAAGGUGACUGUAAUGGCUUGUUAAACCCAGUUUGUUUGAACUAGCUACAUAUCAAAAAUGGGAACCAUUUCUGUCCAGGCUGUAUAUUUAGCUGUGCUGAGUGUUACUCUUACAUGUUAGAAUGAUGACCAACAUUUCAGUUAUAAUCCCUAAGUUUUCUAACCCAGUUUAAUGGGCAACAUUUUUUUCUGCAGUGUUCAUGCAGUGGGGUUGUAUCCUGUAUUUGCUGCUUUGUGUAGCUGUGCUCAUUGUUACUGGUGGAGAAGUUCGAGCAGUUUACCAGCUGUGCAAAAGUCAAAAGCCCUGCAUGUGAACUUGUACUGGUAUCUGACAUUUUUCAGGGAGUUUGCGUUGCUAAAGAACAAUAUCAAUACAUUGUUGACUAACUUUGUGGGUAUGUCUUUUGAAGGAACUCCAUGUAAAUGUCAAAGUUUUUUUUAUUCUUUAUUUUACCAGGUAAGAUCAGUUGAGAACAAUUUCUCAUUUACAAUGAUGACCUGGCAAGAGGCCCCCAAAAGUGAGAAUCUUAAGAUUUGAAGCUGUAUAUAAAGCUGCAGGAGGCAGAAAUCUUUAAAUGACCAAAAAACACAGAAUUUGAAAAUACUGCCCAAUUCCUGCAGCUCUUCUCUGUCUAUCUGAAGCCCCUUCCACCAGAUGAACACGGGGGUAUGUAUGCGAUUCAAAGACCCAAAAAUAGUCCAAAAGUAACAUUCACUUGCAGCCUUUUUAUGGGAUGUCAACUCCACUUUUCUAAGUUGGAGGUCCGUGAUUAUCCCGUUGCACCGCCGCAUCUAAUCUCCACUAUGCUGCCUCACCUGAUCUGACUGAAAAUACCUAUGAUUGGCCUGAAAACAGAUCCAAAAAGAAAUGCAAUACUCUGGUUUCCUCUCUUACUAUUUGAAUUAAAAUAAGCUAAAAGGUAAUUAUGGAAUUUUUUCCAAAUGAUGCCAAAAAAAAACAAACAAACACUGCCUACCCUAGCUUUAAAUAAACUGCCACAGAGCCACAGUGGAUUGAAUACAUUACCCAGAGUGCAGUACGGGCCCAACACCAAAGUCUUGAGGCAGGAAAUGCUGGUAGAUUUAAUUAGCCAUGAUGUUAGACUGCUUUUUGGGGCAUUAUAUGACCUGCAAUACCGUCUGUGUCCACUCUUUCCCCUGCAUUACUCUUGGCCAUUUCAACUAGGACCUGCAUUAUUACAAUAACCACUUCAAUAUCCACUGAAAUCUUAAGGAUUAUAACUAUAAAUCUCAUCUUACAGAAAUUGUUUGACACUCAUGUUUUUUGGACGAGCACUUACUGAAAGAUCUUGAGAAGCUGGGAACGGGGCAAUAAAUGGUGUUUUUGUGUGAAUACGGGAACUUCGACAGACUUGCAGCUACUGUAUACCUGACAUCACUUGCACUAAAUCAUAGUGGGGAGGAGCAGCGUCCCUUAGCAUUGCAACUGAGAUUUCUUCUGUAUUCAUUCACGAGCAAUAUUUGAGUAUGGGUCCAAUCUAUAUAUAUAUAUGUCCUGCAAAAUAUCAAAAGAAUUUAAAAUGUACAAUAGUAAAAAGAUAAUCAACUUUCCAGACCAAAUGCACAGUAGUUAGCAAAGAAUAAAUUAAAAAAGAAAGAACUACAAACAUGCUUUCCGUAGGUGGGUUAGUUGUUGGAAUGUGAACCCUGGUUUAGCAAGCAGAGGUUUUGUAGCAUUUUCAUUAGAACAAGUUAGACAAGCACAAUUUGCUCAACAUGGUCGCUCAGUGUACAAUCACUUUUGAUCAUAGAUUGUAAAUAGUAUUUCAAGAUGUCCUAAGUACAUAUCUUUGUGUAUACAUACAUGUAUAUAAGACAUAUAACCAGAGACUAUUUGUGAGGUAAAGUUAUUCAUAUUUUCUCUAUCUCCAAUAUAGAUGACUUGUAUUUUCAUCCUGUUAGUCCAGAAGGCUUUUUUCCCUGUGUGUAUGUGUGUAUGUCAGAUACUUGACUUGGUUUGUGACUCUUCUAGCUAUUUCAAAGAAAACGAGUUUCAGGGACUGGCUUUACAGAAAUUGACAGAUUUCACCUUGAACUACUUACGAGUCUCCCUCAACGAUACAAGACUCUGGUGUUUGGACUUCUAAACGAAUAUGCAAAGCCAUUUUGACUCUGAAACGCCGUGUUUUUUGUGCACAAGUGAUACUUGACGGUAUGUGCCAACGUGUACCUUAGUGUGUUUGUAACUGUGUUGCCUUAGUAUCAAUUUUCCAGUAUUGUCUAGUUUUCCUCCAGAGGGGAGGUUGUGCACUUUAGAGUAUACACAUGACCUAAUAACGUGCAAUGUCCAAUGGUUGUCCAUGAGUUGAUGUUUUAAAAAAGAAAAAUUCUGCUCAAAAAAUGUAACUUAAGCUCUUCGGUCUGAAUGUGUCUUGAAUCAAGGGUCUGUUGGAAAUGAAAGCAUUUAAGUUCUUUUGCAGUUUGUAGAUAUUGUAAAGCUUCUUAACUGUCUCAACGCCUAACCUAAUUCCUGCUCAUAGCUCUCUUCAGUCCCCCAAAUACAAUUGGCGAACACACUAUGACACAGACAACAUCAGAUUUAUUACAACAACAAAGGGAUCUCACUGUGGUAGUCUUGGAAAGCCAGACACUUUGUUUCUCUUGCUGCUGCUGCUAGACUUGCUUCCUUUGCACGUGCAUGCGAUGCCUUGCUUAUCCAGCUUGUUUGAUAUACAGUCUCCUAUAUAUCUAUUUCUAUAUCUAUAAAUAUAUAUACAUAUAUACAGUACGUGUGGCUCCUGUAAUUAGCUUUAGUGUCCAAUGUAUAGCUUAGCCUGUAGAAUAGUGCACUGUCGCUCUAGCCUUUACAUGUGAUCUCUGUGUCUUGGGCUUCCUGUGAAGUUUCUUUGUGCCGCAAAGCAUGCUAACCUCGCCUAGCACUGUAAUCCUCUCCGCGCUUGAUCUGACUUUCUCUAUCCUCUGUCUUUCUGCUUGAAGACUGUCGCAGCUCUGAACGUAGCGUAUUAUAUCUAUAUGUGUAGUCCCUCAGCAUGUCUCUCUGAAAGCUCUUCUCUGCUCUGCACCUGUAUGACCUUUUCUCUCUUUCUCUUCUGCUUCGCCCUCUGGUAGCAGUGACAAUGUAACCUCGCGCUUUCCUGUAACGUUUUCUUGGCUACCCGCUGUCCUUCUGUUCGCGUGUCUGAGCCGGUAUGUUGACUCGUGUCAUGGUGCCACAGUGCCAACGAUUGUUGCUUUUACCGAGGCCCUUGACUUCUGUGGGAUGUGUGAGAAACAAAUGAUCGAGAUUUGACUGUCUGAAACUUGCCUCAGUGCAAGUGUUGUUAGAUUUAAACAAAGGAAUAAAGAAGAAGCAUACCCUAGUUUCCUGCUUACGAGAAAUAAUGUUUGUUUAUGAGAACAAUUUAAAACCCCCUAGUACUCAGACUGCAGUUAAUUUCACUGAAUAUGGUGCAAUUUUGAAUCAUAUAUUCUGCAAACUGCUGUGCUAGCUUCUCAAACAUUCAUUUGUCCUGAACUAUAUGUUACUCUUGGGAAAAUAGAAAUAAAUAUUGUCAAAACAAAAAUCA